This is a messenger RNA of Penicillium subrubescens, 1041 nucleotides long. RefSeq names its product WD40 repeat domain-containing protein. Lineage: Eukaryota; Fungi; Ascomycota; Eurotiomycetes; Eurotiales; Aspergillaceae. Gene Ontology annotation, biological process: spliceosomal snRNP assembly. Gene Ontology annotation, molecular function: RNA binding; protein binding. Bases 1 to 1041 code for a protein of 346 amino acids. Gene Ontology annotation, cellular component: SMN complex. The transcript has 5 exons. The record is from RefSeq and is a predicted model, not a curated record.
AUGGCGUCCGAUAUUCCCAAGGUCGUCCCUCUCACCUGUCACGGGCAUUCCCGUCCCGUCACUCACUUGAGCUUCUCCCCCACUGUCGAGGAUGACCAGUACUAUCUAAUCUCAGCCUGCAAAGAUAACAACCCCAUGCUUCGCGAUGGAAUCACCGGUGACUGGAUUGGCACAUUCCUCGGCCACAAAGGCGCUGUCUGGCAAGCCCGGCUCUCAGCCGACGCCGCAAUCGCAGCCACAGCAGCCGCAGAUUUCUCCGCCAAGGUAUGGGACACCUAUACCGGCGAAUGCCUGCACACCCUGACGCACGCACACAUCGUGCGCGCAAUCGCCUUCCCCAUCCAGGCAAACCCGCAAGUCCUCGCCACCGGCGGCGCAGAGAAGAAACUCCGUAUCUUCGAUCUGACCCGUGGCGGCGGCACCAGUAGCAACGGCUCGUCUCCCCCACUGCCAACACCCAGCAGCAACGGGAGUCCCGUCCAGGCUGGUACGGAUGUAACUAGCUACGAGAUCGGACCCGGUGUGCACGGUGGCACGAUUAAGUCUAUUGUUUGGAACCAGGACUACAAUAUCGUGACCACAGCUGCUGAAGACCGCAAGAUCCGUUGGUGGGAUCUGCGUUCGCGGCAUCCUGUUAAGGAGUAUGCUGUUGAUGGUGCGAUUGGGUCGUGCGAGUUGAAUAGUCUUGCCGUGCGGCCUAAUGAUGCGGGAAUUUUGACUGUGGCCGCUGGUAAGAGUGUGUAUCUGUUCGAUGGCGUGCAGCCGGGCCGGCUCUUGAAGAAGACCGAUUUCAGAUACGAGGUUGCCAGUGCAGCGGUUAACAGCGACUCGGGCCGUUUGGUCACCGGUAGUGCGGAGGAUACAUGGGCGCGUGUCUAUGACCUGCACUCGGACGAGGAGUUGGACGUCCAAAAGGGCCACCACGGACCUAUCUGGUCUAUCAGCUUUUCACCCGAUGGAAAGCUGUACGGCACCGGUAGCGAGGACGGCACUGUCAAGUUGUGGAAGGCGUGCCGGGAGCCGUACGGAUUGUGGCGCUGA